Limanda limanda (common dab) is the source of this 762-nucleotide messenger RNA. RefSeq names its product vomeronasal type-2 receptor 26-like. Lineage: Eukaryota; Metazoa; Chordata; Actinopteri; Pleuronectiformes; Pleuronectidae. The record is from RefSeq and is a predicted model, not a curated record. Gene Ontology annotation, cellular component: membrane. Gene Ontology annotation, biological process: G protein-coupled receptor signaling pathway. Gene Ontology annotation, molecular function: G protein-coupled receptor activity.
UGUGCUGUCAUCCUGGGCAUCUUCAUCCAUCACCGCAGCACCCCAAUGGUGUGUGCAAAUAAUUCAGAACUCAGCUUCCUGCUCUUGGCUUCAAUGAAGUUAUGUUUCCUUUGCUCUUUGCUGUUCAUCAGACGACCCAGAGCAUGGACGUGCCAGCUGAGACAAGCAGCGUUUGGCAUCAGCUGUGUGCUUUGUGUGACGUGUAUCCUGGUUAAAACCAUGGUGGUGCUGACGGUGUUCAAGGCCUCCAAGCCAGGAGGGAGAGCCACUCUGAAGUGGUUUUGCUCUGUGCAGCAGAGAGGGACAGUUCUGAUUCUAACUUCUGUUCAAGCAGCGAUCUGCACUACCUGGCUUGUGUCUGCUUCACCAGCUCCUAAUAAAAACACCCAGUACCACAAUGACAAGAUAGUGUAUGAGUGUGUAGUCGGCUCCACGAUCGGCUUUGCAGUGUUGCUUGGCUACAUUGGAUUACUGGCUGUGCUCAGCUUCCUGUUAGCUUUUCUGGCGAGGAAUCUUCCCGACAACUUCAACGAGGCCAAACUCAUCACUUUCAGCAUGUUGAUCUUCUGCGCAGUGUGUGCCUUCAUCCCUGCUUACGUCAACUCACCAGGCUAAUACGCAGAUGCGGUGGACGUAUUUGCAAUCCUGGCCUCUAGUUUUGGCCUCUUGGUGGCGCUGUUUGGACCCAAAUGUUACAUCAUCCUAUUGAGACCAGAGAGGAACACAAAGAAAGCCAUCAUGAGUCGAGGCCACACAGAGUGA